Alosa sapidissima (American shad) is the source of this 1283-nucleotide messenger RNA. Its product is annotated as 2-acylglycerol O-acyltransferase 1-like. Gene Ontology annotation, molecular function: diacylglycerol O-acyltransferase activity. Lineage: Eukaryota; Metazoa; Chordata; Actinopteri; Clupeiformes; Clupeidae. The transcript has 5 exons. Gene Ontology annotation, cellular component: endoplasmic reticulum membrane. Gene Ontology annotation, biological process: triglyceride biosynthetic process. The coding region runs from base 111 to 1154 and encodes 347 amino acids. The record is from RefSeq and is a predicted model, not a curated record.
GUCAGACUCUGUUGGAAUGACAAUGGAAUGCCUUCCUCUGGAAUGCCUUCCUCUGUUCCAUGGCCAUCUCUGCAACUCGAACAACAUCGUUCCCAUUAAUCUAAUUAAAAAUGCGAAUGGGCAGAUCGGCUGUUAUUGUGACUGUUUGGGAUAGGGUCACCUCAUGUGGCAUUCUGAUGGUGUUCCAUCCCAGGUUGGUCGUAAGCAUGCCGUCAGGGGAGCGCAAUGUUGUGCCCACGCUAUCCAGGGUAAAGUUUACUGUACGUCCUGCGCGACCGACUGACAUUUGCCUGGCCGUUCGUUGCCAAAAUGAAGCUCUCUUGGCUGACCUCGGCGCUGGACGUAACAGCCGGUCACUGAACAGAGCGAGCCUGCUUAUGUGCGGCAAGACGCGUAUAGCCAGCCAGACAAGAGACCUCGGACGCAGCUCCCACCCCGGCAAUGGCCUGGAUCAAGUUCGCUCCGUUAAAUAUCCCUCUCAACCGGCGCUUACAGACGGCCGCGGUAGUCCAGUGGGUCUUCUCGUUCCUCUUCCUGGCGCAGUGUGGGCUGCUGCUGUAUGUGUGGUUAGCGCUGGAGUGUUGGCAGGGGGCAGUGCUCUAUGCCAUCUGGCUCUACCUGGACUGGGAGACGCCGCAAGCGGGCGGCCGCCGGUCGCCAUGGGUACGCAGCUGGCCCCUCUGGAGACACUUCCGAGACUACUUCCCCAUACACCGGAGUCUUUGGAGGCGCGGCCAGGAAGCCUUAUUCUGGAGGUCCUCAACAGGAAAGGGUUCAUCCGCAUCGCACUCAAGUGUGGUGCUCACCUGGUUCCGGUGUUCUCCUUUGGGGAGAACGAGCUGUUUGAACAGCUGCAGAACCCUCACGGUUCUGUGGUGCGGCGGAUCCAGGAGGGACUGAGGAGGACGCUGGGCUUCAGCCUGCCACUGUUCCACGGCAGGGGAGUCUUCCAGUACUCCUACGGCAUCAUACCCUACAGGAGAGCCAUCUACACCGUAGUGGGCAGGCCGAUCCCGGUGCAGAUGAGUGUGUGGGCCUCUGCUGAGGAGGUGGACCAGCUGCAUGGCCGCUACUUGGAGGCUCUUAGCCAGCUGUUCGAGGAGCACAAGACCCAGUACGGCAUCCAGCAACACAGACAUCUCAUCUUCACCUGACACACACACACACACGCAUGCACGCACACACGCACGCACGCACACACACACACACUCAUACACACACACACACACACAAAGUGAUUCACACUGAAUUGUUGAGUGCUGUGUUUGAUAUCCAAAUGUCUC